GCGCCCUUUCCCGGCGGCUGAUUCGAGGGCUUGUUUUGACACCAGAGGCGCCUCAGAAGGUGCCGCCGGACUGGCCAUGCCGUCCGAGGGUCGCUGCUGGGAGACCCUGCAGGCACUGCGCAAUUCCAGCAAAGGUCGUCUCUGCUACCAUCGCGACUGGUUGCUGCGGGGCGAGGAUGCUUUAGAAGAAUGUGUGUCUCUUCCCAAGCUGUCCCCUUUUUCUGGAUGGGUGGUAGAUCAUAUCCUACCAUACAAACAAGAGAACCCCGUUCCCUCAUCAGAGACUUCACUUUCAUCUGGAUCUGCUUCUGCCCUAGACCAACCCUCAGUAGUCCCCAGAUCUCCAGUUGGAAGCUCUGCCCUCUCACCAGCAUUGCCUGAAACACCAAAUGGAGCCCAGAGCAAACAGGAGUCUCAACAUACAGAAUCUAUGGCACUUCAGUCCUCUCGUGGAAUUAGAGUGGAAGGCUGCAUCCGAAUGUAUGAACUGGUCCACAGAAUGAAAGGAACAGAAGGCUUAAGGCAGUGGCAGGAGGAGCAGGAGAGGAAAGUACGAGCCCUCUCAGAGAUGGCGUCUGAACAGCUGAAGCGGUUUGAUGAGCUGAAGGAACUGAAGCAGCAUAAAGAAUUUCAGGAUUUAAGGGAAGUGAUAGAGAAGAGUACCAGGGAAGCCCUAGGCCACCAGGAGAAGCUGAAAGCUGAGCAUCGUCACAGAGCCAAGAUUCUCAACCUGAAACUGCGAGAGGCAGAGCAGCAGCGCUUGAAGCAAGCAGAGCAGGAACGACUGCGGAGAGAGGAAGGCCAGGUUCGCCUGCGGAGCCUCUAUACCAUGCAGGAGGAGGUACUGCAGCUCAACCAGCAGCUGGACACCUCCGACCAGCACAAGGACCGGCUGAAGGUGGACCUGGCUGCCUUCCGGACCCGAGGCAACCAGCUGUGCAGUCUCAUCUCUGGGAUCAUUCGUACCACUUCAGAGAGUGGCUAUCCCACAGCAGAGAACCAAGCUGAAGCCGAGAGAGCCCUGCAGGAAAUGCGGGACCUCCUCAGGAACUUGGGGCAGGAGAUCACCAGAGCCUGUGAAGACAAGAAGAGGCAGGAUGAGGAGGAGGCCCAGGCCAAGCUGCAAGCCUCACAGAUACAGCAGGGGCCAGGGCCCCACACACAGUCCCCAGUCCCCAACCAGGGCCCAGGAGGGACACGGAAUGAAGACCUCCAGAUGAAGGUCCAGGACAGCACGAUGCAGUGGUACCAGCAGCUGCAGGAUGCUUCUGCCCAGUGUGUGUUGGCCUUUGAAGGUCUGACCAGCAGCAAGGAUAGUCAGGCCAAAAAGAUAAAGAUGGACUUGCAGAAGGCUGCCACCAUCCCUGUGAGCCAAAUCUCCACCAUUGCGGGUUCUAAGCUGAAGGAGGUCUUUGACAAGAUCCACAGCCUGCUUUCUGGAAAGCCUGUUCAAUCUGGUGGUCGCUCUGUGUCCGUCACACUUAACCCACAGGGCUUGGACUUUGUUCAGUAUAAACUGGCAGAGAAAUUUGUGAAACAAGGGGAAGAGGAGGUGGCCUCUCAUCAUGAAGCAGCAUUCCCCAUCGCAGUUGUGGCGUCUGGGAUCUGGGAGCUCCACCCCAGAGUGGGGGACCUCAUCCUUGCUCAUCUACACAAGAAGUGUCCUUACUCUGUUCCUUUCUAUCCAGCUUUCAAGGAGGGGAUGGCUUUGGAAGACUAUCAGCGGAUGCUCGGCUACCAAGUGAAGGAUUCCAAGGUGGAACAGCAGGACAACUUUCUAAAACGCAUGUCUGGGAUGAUUCGUCUCUAUGCUGCCAUCAUCCAGCUCCGGUGGCCGUAUGGAAACCAACAAGAAAUUCACCCUCAUGGCUUAAAUCAUGGCUGGCGCUGGUUGGCCCAGAUCUUAAACAUGGAACCUCUGUCAGAUGUGACAGCCACUCUCCUGUUUGACUUCUUGGAGGUGUGUGGGAAUGCCCUCAUGAAGCAGUACCAAGUCCAGUUCUGGAAGAUGAUACUACUCAUCAAGGAGGACUACUUCCCAAGAAUUGAAGCCAUCACAAGCUCAGGACAGAUGGGUUCUUUCAUACGCCUCAAGCAGUUCUUGGAGAAAUGUUUGCAACGGAAGGAGAUUCCUGUCCCCAAGGGCUUUCUGACUUCCUCCUUCUGGCGUUCCUGAUGUUACUCCCAUCACCCAACAUCACCACUAUACUGUGAAGAGGCAAGAAUAAAGCAACUGAAGAUAGUUGUUUUUGGAAGAAGUCAUGUUAAAUUUAGAAGUUUGUCAGUGUGUGUUUUUACAUAUUUGACCAUGUGACUAGGAGAGAAGAUUUUCACAAAAUCUUGGUAAUUCCUUUACAGGUUUGGUAACUCAUUAAGGCAUCCACAUGCUGGAUUAAAUAGAGCUGGCUUUUCUGUUUUUUGUAAAAUUUGUGAGCAAAGGUGUUUAGUACUUGGUCUCAUCCUUUAUUUCCUUUGUCUCUGAGUGUCUUUCAGAAAGUUGGUGAUACAUUAGCCAUUUUACUCUGAACUAGUCUGAGCCCACCAAUUCACCCCUGUUCAGACAAAUUCCCAGAAAAAGAUUCGUAAGAUACCAUUCAAAGUAUCAUUAAAUGGUUAAAGCCAAAUCCUUACAUGCAUGUCUGGAUUAUGAUGGUUUUGCCUUUCUCAGCUUGUGAAGCAUUUCUAAAUGCAGAGGAGACAAGUGAUGUGUAGUUAAAUAAAGACAUUUGGGAGGAAUUAUAAUUUUUUUCAUGUUCCAAGUAAUGAAUGAUGAUUAAUUUGCCGACUGAAGCCACUGCAAAAAUCCAGAAUUUGAAUGUUCAGAUAAAAAUUGCAAUUUGUUUUAUGGAAAGACUCAUUCUCUAUUAUACUGCAGAGGCAGCAUCCAAAGAUCUGUCCCUCUACGCUGAGUGCUUUGUGGGCAUAUGUAUUCACUGGUACCCAAGUAGCUUGAAGUGACCCAUUCUAUGAAUCCUGACUGCAGUGCCAAAAAAUAAGUAAUAAAGCUUGAUUUUUAUCCAUUGCUGA
This is a messenger RNA of Marmota monax (woodchuck), 3027 nucleotides long. RefSeq names its product GLE1 RNA export mediator (gene Gle1). Gene Ontology annotation, biological process: poly(A)+ mRNA export from nucleus; regulation of translational termination; regulation of translational initiation. Gene Ontology annotation, molecular function: inositol hexakisphosphate binding; phospholipid binding; translation initiation factor binding. Bases 77 to 2176 code for a protein of 699 amino acids. The transcript is spliced from 16 exons. NCBI's taxonomy places the organism in Eukaryota, Metazoa, Chordata, Mammalia, Rodentia, Sciuridae. The record is from RefSeq and is a predicted model, not a curated record. Gene Ontology annotation, cellular component: cytoplasm; nuclear pore; nuclear pore cytoplasmic filaments.